AUGGCUUCCCAAUUUUCAUUUAAUGCCGCUUCUGCCCAGGAGCAACAACCUAUCCCAACAAAGCCCCGGCCACAGCGACACCAAAGGCCAGACUAUAGGCACAUCCACCGCUUUCCUCUGCCUCUCACUGUUCGCCCUCUUCCUCCUUUGAUCCCGCAUAACCCAAUAUCCGUUAUCAGCGUGUUGCUGUCGUACCUUACCUACUUCAUUGCUCCACCUCACCAUGCCAUCCAUUCCGCCUAUUUCGACUCAAACACGUCGUCGGUUCAUGUUACCGAUGAGAAAACGAUUCGUGCUUUGUGGGAAAUGGGCUUUUUUGGAAAAGGGAGCUUGAGCAGAAGUGAGCCGACUUGGAUCGAACAAGAGAAAAAGCGGAGAGGAUUACUUGGAGGCGUUACACUUGACGAGGUUACUCGGCAACGCAGGGCGGAGCGGCGUGACUUGAAGCUACAGAGAGCAAGGUCAGAGAAGCUGAUCAUCGAGCAACGACUUCAGGCGGAAGCUGCUGCAAGAGAAGGUCGCACCAUUCCGGACCCCCAGGCCAACCUGUCAGCAGCCCGUGCCACAAAUGGCAUCGCCACAACUGCGGAGAAGCUCUCUUUGAGGAAGGCUAAGGAAGCUAAGAUCCUUGAGGCGCAACAACUGGCGCAGCGAGAUAGGGAGGAUGCCGGUAAAACCGUUCAAUCUUCUACGACUGAGGACAAUCAUCCUACCGAACCGACAGUUAGCGGACCUGACAUUAUUGAGGGAAUGACAAUAACCAACGAGGAGCACCUUCAGCUAUCCAACGAGGAAGCAUUCUUCCUUGUAUACGGGUUAGGCGCCUUGCAUAUCUUUGACCAGGACCAUCAAACCGUGCUGUCUCCCACUUUCCUACUUCGGAAACUCUGUCACCAUUCAUACUCGCCUCCUCGGGAUUCGUCCACGGACCUGAAGACAGACGACCCUUUCCUUGUCUCCUACGUCGUGUACCACCAUUUCCGCUCCCUGGGAUGGGUCGUACGAUCCGGUGUAAAAUUCGGAGUGGACUAUCUUCUCUACAACCGCGGUCCCGUGUUUUCUCAUGCCGAGUUCGCCGUCGUUGUCAUUCCAUCGUAUGACCACCCAUAUUGGUCUGAGACUGAUGAACGCAAAACCGAGUGUGCUGCUAAGCAGGCGCGCAGCUGGUGGUGGUUUCACUGUGUCAACCGUGUUCAAGGCCAGGUGCAGAAGACUCUUGUGGUUUGCUACGUGGAAAUACCACCGCCAACCCAGGAUUUGGGAGCUACGUCGGCCAGCCUAGACAUCGGGGCAUUGCUUUCUCGCUACUCGGUGAGAGAGCUCAUCAUUAGGCGCUGGAUACCAAAUCGCAGUCGAGAUUGA
Molecule: messenger RNA, 1362 nt
Organism: Aspergillus mulundensis
Lineage: Eukaryota; Fungi; Ascomycota; Eurotiomycetes; Eurotiales; Aspergillaceae
Gene: sen2
Product: tRNA splicing endonuclease subunit SEN2
Exons: 1
Coding region: 1-1362 (453 amino acids)
Biological process (GO): tRNA splicing, via endonucleolytic cleavage and ligation; tRNA-type intron splice site recognition and cleavage
Cellular component (GO): tRNA-intron endonuclease complex
Molecular function (GO): nucleic acid binding; tRNA-intron lyase activity
Source: RefSeq, a predicted model, not a curated record